Messenger RNA from Rhopilema esculentum, 9749 nucleotides. RefSeq names its product phospholipase D1. Gene Ontology annotation, molecular function: D-type glycerophospholipase activity; phosphatidylinositol binding. Gene Ontology annotation, cellular component: intracellular membrane-bounded organelle. Gene Ontology annotation, biological process: intracellular signal transduction; phosphatidic acid biosynthetic process; phospholipid catabolic process. The record is from RefSeq and is a predicted model, not a curated record. NCBI's taxonomy places the organism in Eukaryota, Metazoa, Cnidaria, Scyphozoa, Rhizostomeae, Rhizostomatidae.
UGCCAGCCACUGUGUAAUUCCUUCCUUAAUGUAACUGUGUUGAUUAAUAACCUUCCUCCGGAUCACAGCCAGGAUUUUCAAAACAGUCUUGCGAUUAGCCAGUCAUAAGAUGCUUUUUAUAGAAUAAAUGUUUGGUUCACAGGAAAAAAAGAAAUGGAAGAGGAAGGAAGCAAAGAGGCUACUAAUGCUAGUCCAAAUGAUGGAGGGAAAAUAAAGCAGAUUUUACUGACCGUGAAGUCAAAUACGAACACUUAUGGAUCAUUCACAAAUUCACGCAGUGGCACAUCAGUCUCAAGUUUAACAUCAAUUGAUGAGCUUGAAAAUGACGAUAACAUUGAGGGAGGUGUUGAAAAGAAGGUCAUGGUAGCCACAAUUUUUCAAAAGAAUAAAGAUGACAUUGACUGUUUCCUGGCUGGAAUCCCUGUCAAAGUGAAAGUAACAGAAUUGAUUAGAACUCCAAGGUCACAUGUUCUCAACCCAAACCUCUACACAAUCGAAUUGCAACACGGUGGAUUUCAUUGGACUAUAAGAAGACGACACAGGCAUUUUCUAAGGCUGCAUACUGAACUCGUGAUCGCCAAAGCAACAUCCCAGCUCCCAACGACUAAACGAGAAAAGAUUAAAUGCAAGUUGCCAAGCUUUCCAAGAAGGCCUGAAAUAGCAGUGAUUGGACAAAAGCAAUUAGAGAAGCGGAAACGAGCUUUAGAGAAGUACCUGCGUGGGGUACUCAAUCUACAUGAAAUCAGAAAUGAAAAAGAAGUUCUCGAAUUCGCUGAAAUUAGCAUUGCAUCUUUUCUGUAUGACUGCGGGCAAAAGAAGAAAGAGUCCAUGGUUGAAAAGAGAGCUGGAGGCCGCCGUGCUGCAGCAGGAAUCUGCGGCUGCAUGAAUUGUGGAAGCUGUCAUUGGAAUGAACGAUGGCUGACUCUCAAAGACAGUUAUGUUCUAUAUCUGAAUCCAAAGACCAGAAUCAUUCGAGACCUUCUAUUGUUCGACUCAAACUUUACAGUUAAGUCCGGCAGAAAACACAGUGGUCAUAGGAGUGGGCUUGUCAUAUCAAACGACUCAAGGGAUUUGACUGUCAAAUGUCAAUCGCAAAGGGAUUCGAGAGAAUGGGUAACAGCAAUUGCAAAAGCCAUGGCCGGUUCAGGCUCUGAUUGGCUGAAAGAGCAUCACCAUGAUUCAUUCGCCCCUGUGAGAAGAGAGAAUAAAGUUCAAUGGUUUGUGGAUGCUCAAGGAUACAUGGAACAAGUUGCUGAUGCAAUUACAAAUGCAGAGGAAGAAAUCUUCAUCACUGAUUGGUGGCUUAGCCCAGAGCUUCACUUGAAACGUCCAGUCACAGACAUGAAUAAAUGGAGACUUGACUUGUUGCUGAAAGAAAGAGCACACAACGGAGUUCGAGUUUAUGUGAUAAUGUAUAAAGAACUAGAAAUGGCUUUAACUAUUGACAGUAACUACAGCAAGCAAGUUCUGCAUAGCCUUCACGAAAGCAAUGUCAAGGUCCUUCGACAUCCUGAUCACCUACCUGGGUCUGGAACAUUUUUAUGGGCACACCAUGAGAAGAUCGUUUGUAUUGAUCAAAAGAUUGCUUUUCUAGGAGGUGUUGAUUUAUGCUUUGGCCGCUGGGACAAUCACAAGCACCCUCUUACAGACUUCGGUUCUGCUCGACCGAGUUUUCUGACAAAGACUGAAAGCACUAUUGCUCACAUGUCAAGAUUCCUUGUCGAUGCAUUUGGCGCGAUUCCAGCAUCAUCGUCUUCAGGUGAUGUUUCUGCAGAGGUAGAUGGUGCCGAUAAGACUGACCAGUCAAAAUUAUUCAUCGGCAAAGAUUUCUGUAAUCCAUAUCUGAAAGACUUUUAUGAGUUACACAAGCCUUUUGAAGAUUCAAUUGACAGAAACCUGUUCCCUAGAAUGCCUUGGCAUGAUAUAGCUGCUGUUGUUUACGGGGCUGCUGCCAGAGAUGUUGGAAGACACUUCAUCGAGAGAUGGAACUUCACCAAGAGGCUUAAGGCCAAAGAAGAUGAAGGAUAUCCUCUACUCCUACCGCGGUCAUACUGCCCAGUUCCUGAUGUUAAACCAUUCGAUGCUAACAACACCAUUGUCGCCGACUGCCAGAUUCUUCGCUCUGCGUCCCGAUGGUCAGCAGGAAUUUCCACUGAAGAUUCAAUCCACAAAGCCUACAUCGAGACAAUAAGGAAUUCAAAACAUUUCAUAUACAUUGAGAACCAGUUUUUCAUCACAUCACUAAAGUCAGAGUAUGUAUACAAUGAAAUUGGGGAUGCCUUAGUUGACAGAAUAGUCAAAGCUCACCAAAACGACGAGAAAUUCCUAGUGCUGGUUGUGAUGCCAUUGCUGCCUUGCUUUCCAGGUGAAAUAGGCCAGCCAAGUGGCUCAGCAAAGCUGAUUGUGGAGCACUGGAAUUAUAGGACCAUCUGCCGAAGCCCUGAAUCUAUUUACGAAUUGCUUAAAGGAAAAGGAGUGGAAGAUCCUUGUAAAUACAUACGAUUUCAUGGGCUGAGGACUUACGAAGACCUCCAAGGAAAACUGGUUACUGAAGCAAUCUACGUUCAUAGCAAAUUGAUGAUUGUCGAUGAUCGUUUUGUUAUACUUGGUUCAGCAAACAUCAACGACAGAAGUAUGCUGGGGAACCGAGAUUCAGAAAUUGCAAUCAUUGUUCAGGAUACGGAAAUGGUCGACUCACAAAUGGACGGAAAACACUACAAAGCAGGACAAUUUGCCCAUACCCUAAGAAAGUGGUUGUUCAGGGAACAUCUCGGCUUAUUGUCGGACACAGAACGUAGUGUUGCUGACCCGAUUUCGGAUGAAAUGAUUAACUUUUGGAGGACAGCAGCUGAAGAAAAUACUAAGAUAUACGAAGAGGUAUUCGGAUGUAUGCCGAGCAAUGAAGUCAAAUCAUUUUCAAAUAUAGCAAAAUAUAAUAGUCGUAAUCGACUUGCGGAAAGUGAUCCAACUUCCGCCAGGCAGCUUCUAAGAAAUUUACAAGGACACAUAGUAGAGAAGCCGUUGCAUUUCUUGGAAAACCAAGAUAUGCGGCCUGCUGCAGGUACAGCAGAAUCCCUUGUUCCAGCUUCCGUAUUCACGUGAGUUUUUGGCCCGUGAGCAGUGUUUGUAUUGGUCGCUCUUUCAAUUUUAUUGACAGUUGAUUGCUAUAUAUUCUCGCAUCAAAAUAAGUGUGGCUGUAGCAAAAAAUAAGUUGGACACCAGUAUAUUUCUGAUGAGGGAAAAUUUUUAUGCUUAGAUACUUGAAAUUUCUAUAGACAGCUAAGAUAUGGGUUCUUAAAUGAGCUUUUUUCUCAACGCUCAAAAUUUCAUCCUUCGCUAUUAUUUCAGGUUAGAUACAGUUUAUCCCUUAGAUUUCUGCGAUUUUCUUAUGGUAUUUGAAUCAGAUCAGAGAAUAAAUGUGAUUUUCAUCAGAGGAUUAACUUCAGCAUUAAUCUUCAAAAUAAGUCCCAGUAAUAUCAAAUUGAAACGGGUUCUUAGGCAAUGCUAAAGACUCCAUCGUUUCAGUUACUAAAUACCUUUAACUUAAUAGGAAUUUAACUUUAGAGAGAGUCCUGAUUAAAGAAUUACCCAAUACUGUCUGCACUUCCAUUUAUCAAGCAAUAGAAUUUCAAAAGCGUAGCGUUAUUCUAGAUGUUGUAGAAUUGGCUUCUCAGAUGUAUUUUUGUGCGACUUUAAAUAGGUGUAUUUAUCCGCUUUUCCCAUUGAAUAAGUUAGCAUUGUUGUAAACGAAUUUGAUAAUAAUUUCUCCGUGUAAACAACAGUUUUGCCAGUAUAUUGUGGUACGUGCACGCUUUGUAUUAUAUGGGGUUUACCUAAAAUUAUUGGCUUGGCAUUGUUGCAACUUAUUGUCACAAAGACAUCAACAACCAAAGAUCUAGCUUUAUGACGUCAUCGUUGAAUUCGUUUCCAGUCCUCAAAUCAAUAUCAAAUUGAAUAUGAAUGGCUUUCGGUUUCUCCCAGAAGUCUCAUAACUACAUCUUUUCCCUUUCAAUAUAAUGAAGUCUUGUCAUAAAUUCCUAUAUUUGCGAUAUGUCAUUGUUUUUUGAUAAUCUGCAACAUGUCUAAGUCUAUUUAUCGUGAAUAAUUUAUCCUUCUUUCAGUGAUUUAAAAUGUUUAUCUUGUAAUUGAAAUUCACAUUAGCAUUUUAAGCAAUGUAUUUUGAAUGAAGAAUUGAAGUCGUUUGCAUGUAUAUUUUUAUAGCAUUCAAUUCGAGUGCCAGGUUUAUAUUUGAUAACAUUACUAGUCAAAUAGAUUGCCAAUGGAAGAGAAGAGUUUUUGUUUUCAGCAUAUCUCAAUCAAGUGUAGCCUGUUAAACCUAUUCAAUAAGAUUAAACCUCUUGGAUCUGAAUGAACCUAAGAAUAAACCUCCUGAAUUUUUGCUCAUCGUCAGUGAAUUGGUUUAUGCAAGGUUAGACUUUGCAGUUUGAUUAUAACGAACUAUCUCAUGAAGUGAUCACAUGAGAGCUUCACUUCCCGAUUGCUGGUCAUACUUGUCACAACCAUCGCGUGAGUUGAUCACACGAGAGCUCCAAAUCUUGAUUGCUGGUCAUAUCUGUCGCAUCUUUCUCGAGACAUGAUCACAAAAAGCUUCACAUCUAAAUUGCUGGUCAAACCUGUCACAAUCAUCUCACGAAGUGGUCACAAAAAAGAGCUUCACAUCCUAAUGGCUGACCAUACUUGUGAAAACCAUCUCGCGAAGUGGUCACAUGCAAGCUUCACAUCCUAAUGGCUGACCAUACUUGUCACAACCACCUCGCGAAGUGGUCACAUGCAAGCUUCACAUCCUAAUGUCUGCCCAUAAUUUUCACAGCCUUCUCGUUAAGUGAUCACAUAAAAGCUUCAUGCCCUGAUUGCUGACCAUACUUAUCUCAACCAUCUCGUGAAGUGAUCACAUGAUAUUUUACUCGCGAGCAGAAUACUGUGCUGCAUAAUGGUUGUAUAACAUAAUAGUUUGCUCAUUGCAAAUGCCAGCUUUUUAUCCUUUCACAAGCCCUCUGACACUUUGUGGAAACACUUUCAUACGUUUUCGCUAUAUCUCAUUCAUUUUAUCUUGCGUGUCAAGGAAUUUUCAUUACGCAGCCCAUAAUUUCUAUUUUUCUUUAGAAAUUCAGGUUUAAAUAUACGCCAAAUACACCUUAAAAAGAGAAAUCAAGCUUCUAGUUCUGUCUUUUACACCAGUUUGUUUAAUUUUAUAUGACCCCCGCGUUUAGCUUUUAGAUCACAAUGAAUAUUGCUUUCAACAGCAAUCUCAUUAGGACUUUCAAAGACCUAUGUGCAAGCUCUUCAUUGCUUUAGUCCCAAUGCCAGUUUUUUGUACACCAAAAGCAGCUAGACUGUUCCCUUGUUUUUCAAUUAAGCUUGAUAUAUAUAUAUAUUAAAGAGGGCAUCGUGUAUGUGUUGGUAAAAGGCGGAUGCAUAAAAAGUAUGAACGAAACGUAUUUACACUGGACAUGGAUCAAAAGGACGUCAUCUAGAGAGACUUUAAGAAGCCCAUUUACCCGUGUCCUGGUUGUUAAAGUCCAAUGAUUGUUUCGCCUGUAAGUAUUGCACUUUCGUUUUAAAAAUAUGCACUGUCAAAUGCAUCGCUCAUUGCAUUGGUUGUUUUUAAAAAAAUUUCACAAAAAAGCGAUGAAAUUAUCUCAAUUUUACAAGAGUUUUCUUAUAUCUUAUAAUUUGAUAAAUGCUUCUUAAUAACAGCUCAAACUAACGAUAGAGUAACGCAGCGGUAUCUCGGAAUUUUUAAAUGAUCCUGUUAACGAUCAGUGCAGAAUCAGAACAAUAAUAGUAGACUAUUUUUGUCUAAAAUAUUUCUAUGCCAAAGAGAAACAAAUUCUCUACGUUGUAUUCAAUAACUGAGUUGAUAUUCUGUGAUUUUAACAGAGAUAAAUUGAUAUCACGAGCAAGCUGUCACUUCUGUAGGUUCCUCUUAAACAGUGAUAUAAGAUAUCAUUUCAUUGGCGAUUACAUUAUUUGUGGUAAAUCACUUUCAAAAGGUUUCUUCUUUCAGAGUGUUGUUUCAGACAGGGGAGCAAUCCCGCUCUGUUAUCAGAGAUGUCACAAACUAUGGCAACAGAAAUUGUGAAACAGACAAAAGUAAGAUGCUUUACUUAUGAGAACGAAAAUAGAUAUCCUUUUUACAAAAUCUAGUAACUGACACGUUAUCCCCAAAAAAGAUAAAUAUCCCAGCAUAAAACAGCUAGACUACACAAUGUCUAAAUUGUCCCAAAUAAUAAAUAAUACCCAUCAGUCUCUUAAAGUUUGUUCCUAUCUGUGGCCAAAAUAGAUAGCUAUAGUUUUCUGAUAAUAACUUUUAGAGUUCGAUGUAAUUUUUAGUAGUGCUGAAGAAUUGUUGAAUAGUUUUAUAAUUCUUUCUCAAGUCAAUAAAUGUCAAGUCUUUAUAAAUCUCCUAUUUGCAUUGCAAAUUUGGCAUAUAAGUAUCUACAUGAAGAAAUGUCUAGUUUUCCAGUAUCAGUGUUGGUCCUUCGUACUUUCUGAUUCUUCCGGUGAAGACUAAUCUUCAAUGAAGAGUAGAGUAUUAGUUUCCAGUCUUUUUAUUCUCGUUUAAGAUGCAGUCGCCGUUUGCUGGUCAUCACCUGGAGAAAAAGAACAUUCAAGAACACGUGAGUUUUUUAUGAUAAUUGUGUUAACCAUUAUCAUCUUAACUUUUAUUCUUUUCCAUUUUUAUGUUAUUCUGUUAUUCUUUGCUAUUUUCUAUGGUAUUGACAGGUAAUCUGCUAUGACUGUAUUUUUCAAGGUGCCCUAAGACCCACUUAACUAUCUACAGGAUCUCGUCAGUUUUUUGGAUUCUCGAUCGCCGUUUUUUUUGCUCCAUAUUUUUAGCUUUUAUAUUUAAUAUUUUUGCAUUGAUAGAGAAUCUUACAGCAGAUAAACAACAAAUGUCGCGUGUGUUCUCUUUAGUCAUGAAUAAAUUUUCCAGAAUUCUUGCUGUGCUUCAUUGGGUGAUUUGUAUUUCAACUUCUUACUCUAAAAAACUGAAGCUGCAGCAAAAAUCAUUUACCCUUUGUAUUUUCACUAUGGUAUUAUUUUGUAUCGAUAAUGGCUGUUCGUUUAUUUCUUUGCAAAAUCCGAUCUUUUAAGGCACUAUACUGAAUGGUAAUUUGGCUACUUUCCUGUAACUUUUUCUAAGAUUGCCGAAAUAGUUUUGGUUUAUAAUACUUCUCAAUGUUCCAAAAUUUUCUCAGAAGUAUAUGAUGCGGAUUAGCAGGUUAACGCCAAUUUUGGUAAUUUCUGGUCAAUUUCGUAAUCAAUUUUUUUUAAAAUAUUCUGAUCGCCGAACUGUGAGAAGUGAGAAGGAAAAAAAAGCAGAAAUUAGUCAGUUAGUUGUAAAAAGUGUUAUCUCAUCUAAUCAAAAUGCGAUUAAUUAUUAUAAACCAAACAUUGCAAAUUCGAAUAGUAUCAUAGCUCUUAUUUGUGGUUGAAGCUGUACCAAGCCUCAUAUUUGAAUGGCCCUUUUUCUUGCAGCCGCAGUCGAAGAGCUUUUUACAUUACAAUUUUUGAGUUUCGAACAAAAUCCAAGUAUAAUAUUAUAAGUUUUUCCAGUCAUCUAAAUGCAACAUUUGGUUUUAAACGGUAGAUGAAUCUUUAUACAAGAUCCCUAUAAUCUAGGUUAUUAGUGGUUAUCAUGCUGUGAAAAAUGUCUCCAAUUCUAAUACGAGCUAUAUAUUUAUUAUAUUGCAUCAGCUCUUCUCCUCUGCCGCCCACAGUAUAUCCCAAAGUUAUAGUUACAAUUUCCCUACGUCAAGAAUGGUUCAUUUGUCCUUCAGUUUCUCAUCCUGUUUCCAGGCUAAUUAUAGCUUGAUUACAAGAUAUUUCAUAGAAAUAAUCUAUGCUGUCAUUUAUUUCUUGGAAAGUUCAUGGUUAUGUAUGGAUGGUCGAUUUCUUUAACACUGAAUCUUUGCUCGAUUCGCUGUUGUUGUUGUUGUUGCUGUUGCUGUUGUUGUUAUUGCUGCUCGAUUCCGAGGCUUGCUCUUUGGCCUUCCCUUUUGUUUUUUCAGGUUUAAAUUCAACUAUAAGAUCGAAGUUGGUUAGCAUUAUAGGGUUAAAAGUUAUAAGGCUAGAAGUUGAAAUUUUAUUUUUAUUAGUUUCAAUUAGCAGAAUGUUUUCACAUAAAUCUAAAGAGAUUAAGUAAGCAGAGAAUAUAAUUUUGAAUGAUUACGUUAUCAUUAGAUACAGUGAAUCUUGUAUAUAUGUUGGUUUAGAGCAUUGGUUUGAGAUCGAGCUUUCUUGAAGAUCAAAGAUUAUACUAAAGAUUCUGGAUUUUUGGCUUUUAAUCGCUGUAUCAUCUUUUAAAACAUUGUGGUUGCAAGCAAGAUUGUCUAAACUGCUCACGAAAUGCUGAAAUUAAUUCAGCUGUUCUGUGAGUUGAUUGGCUUAUACCAAUCUAGUUGUAUGUUUAUUGGUUGAGACUGUUCCAAUCCCUCGAGUAUUCUAUUUGCACGACACACUUCCUUGAAGACAACUGGUUGUCUUUGAGAGUCAACUUACAGUAACGGUUAUAUGUUAGUGUGUGUAACUGUCAGUUUCCCCCUUGGAAUUUACUGAAAACAUCGUUUUUUCAAUAAGUCUUUCUAUCUUACUUCUGUCUGUGGCUUUCAGAAUAUUUACUGGUCGAUCUCAUUACCUUUAUUGUCGGCACUCGGCCCUUUUUCAUCCGCCGCUACGUCGCUUUUGCUUUCCCCGCCAGCUCCUCCAUCUCCAGCAAUUCCUGCAAUACCAUCGGAUCUUCCACCACCAGUCUUCUCGUUCAGGUUAUUGGCUGAAAGACAUAAUGUGUCUCAUUAGCAUUUGUGUAUGCAAUAAACGCUACUACUCUUUGUAGCAAAUUUCUUUUUAACCCGAGAGAGGUUUCGUGUAGGAAAUUAUCUUAGCAUCCUACUUUAUUUGCAAAAAUGUAGCACUUGAUUUUCAAAUUUUCUUACCUCCAGAUCCGAACUUGCACUUCUCAAAAAGCUGCUUGAUUUCCUCUGGGCUCAAGGCAUAGUUAUAUAUCCUAAACUCGUCAAUGAGACCGCUGAGUGGUCUGUUCAUCUUGUUGUUGCCAAUCUUGGCCUCUGCUCCCCAGUCACGUGAUAGGUAACCGUUGCCAACUGAGUGGUUCUUGAUCUCUCCAUUGAUAAAGAUGUUGGCGAAUCCGGUUGAUGCGUUGUAUGUACCAGCAAUAUGGGUCCACUCGUCUGAAAAUGAGAAAUGGAUUUUACGUAAAGUGUUUACGAAGCUCUCUUAUUACUUACUUUAUGAGAUACUCCUUAUUAGGAUUUCACUUGAAAUGUCAAGGAAACAAAUCAUCUUGGAGCCUUCAGGCCCUUUUACUUCUAGACAUCUUCCUCUAGGUUGCUAUUUAACUAAUUAUUGCCUUUAACACGACGGAUAUACGCACCAUCACUAUCAAUAAGAAUUAACCUCAUCGUCAGCAACAAUCUACUCACGUGGUUUGACUGCAUGAGCCUCAGUUUCGAACACGACGUUCUGGCUCUCGUUUCUGUGGAACCAACGCACGUUGCCGUAGUUGACCUCAAAAUGAUAUUGACCCAUUGGGUGAGUGGCUCCAACGGUGUGGAAGAUUGAGUGAGAGCCAUCGAUCUUCACAAGGUAGAUCCAUGCUGCGACAGUGACGGCCACCUUGGGCUUGGCUUGGAAUUCGGUGCUCUGGAAACUAAUGUCUACACACCAAAGGUAGGCGACGUUGCCACAGUUGCUGUCUGGGAUCU